AUGAAGAGGAGCCAGAAUGAUCAACUUCAUCGGGAAUUCGUUCGUUCGGUUCCUGACGGCGGUGACCCUGCCCCUCCUGCGCCUCGUCCUGCUGGCGGUCGUUCGAGAGGCCGGCGAGAAGGGGGACUACUCGCUCAGCGGACCCUGCACGACGCCUAUGACUUCAUUGUCGUCGGCGCCGGGAGUGCCGGAAGUGUCAUGGCGUCCAGGUUAUCCGAGGUGGAGGGCUGGCGCGUGCUGGUGGUGGAGGCGGGCGGUCCUCCUGCAGCCGAAACCUUCAUUCCUGCCUUCGUGCCCUUCUUCUUCCUCCCCGGCCACGACCUGGACUGGGACUACACGACCACGGCUCAGAAGCACGGGCUGAAGAACUUCGAAAAUCGGAUGGCGCGCAUCACCCAGGGGCGCGUGGUGGGCGGUUCCUCGUCCAUCAACGGCCUCAUGUACGUGAGAGGCAACCGGCGCGACUUCGACCACUGGGCCUCCCUCGGGAACGCGGGCUGGGACUACCGGUCCGUGCUUCCGUAUUUCACCAAGGCCGAAAACUACUACGGGAGCUUCCUGGAAGACAAUGAGAGGUAUCGAGGACGAAGCGGGCCCCUGGCAGUGACCCCGGACUCCCCUGGGCCCAUUUUCAAAGCCUUCCUUAAAGGUGGACAGGAGCUUGGCUAUUCCGUGGUCGAUUACAAUGGUCCUGAACAGAUAGGUUUUGCAGUCAACCAGUACACAGUCGGCAAUGGCACGAGGGCAUCUACAGCUGAGAGUUACCUGCGACCUGUCACCUCCAGACCUAAUUUGCAUAUUCUCCACAGCGCCACCGUCCAUAAAAUUAUUUUUGAUGAAGACAACAGGGCCGUUGGCGUUCAGCUACAGCACAGGGGAAGGAUGCUCACAAUAGGCACGCGUCGAGAAGUGAUCGUGUCCUCAGGUGCCAUAGGAUCGCCCAAAUUACUUCUGCUCUCCGGUGUAGGCCCCAGAGCUCAUCUUCAGCAACAUCGGAUAAACGUUGUGGCGGACGUGCCCGGCGUCGGCCAGAACUUCCACGACCACAUAAACGUUUACGGUCUCACGUGGACGGUGCCCUUCGGAGUCAGUCCUCAGAACCUGGGUCUCCUCGCGGGCGUCGACGUCUUUUCGCCGUCGUCUCUACAGGAAUUCAUUAGGUCCAGGAAAGGUCCACUAACUCGGGUGUCGGCUGAAGUCGUCAACGCCUGGGUGAAGGUAUCCCCAGGAGGCGACCCCCUCUGGACCGACACCCAGGUUUUCUUCAAUGGAUUCACAGCAGGAGCGGACUUGGGUUUCUUCUACCCUUCGCUCUGGGGCAUGGACCGAACUUUCUUUAAGGAACACUACAAAGACAUCUUAGGUCAGGAAGGUUUCUCCAUCAGACCAGUGCUUGUGAGACCUAAGAGUCGAGGGUCAGUAACUCUUCUGUCAAGUGACCCAAGACGACCUCCAGCCAUUGACCCAAACUACCUGAGUCACCCCGAUGAUGUAGCCACACUCGUUAAUGGUAUAAAAUUUUCGUUAGCGCUGGGCAACACAACUGAUUUCGCCAGAACCUACAGAGCAAGGUUCUUUAACAAGCCUUUACGUGGGUGUGAAAACCUACCCUACGGGAGUGACCAAUACUGGGCGUGUUAUAUACGUCACAUGGCUUCUUCCUUUCUACACUUUGCUGGCUCCUGUAAGAUGGCACCGACCUCAGAUCCUUUGGGUGUUGUGGAUAACAGGCUAAGGGUUCGUGGAGUAAAAGGACUGCGUGUUGUGGAUGCUUCUGUCAUGCCCUCUGUUACCACUGGGAAUACCAACGCACCUGUUAUUAUGAUUGCAGAAAAGGCUUCUGAUAUUGUUAAACAGGAUUGGGAUCAGCCAGUGUAGACUGAUCUGUGAUAUAUAUUAUAAUACUUGAAAUUUGUUAGAGGAUUAUGUUGUAUAUUUUCCAUUGUAUGGUCACACUGUAUGCUGGAAAUACAGAUCAUCAAUAUCCGA
Molecule: messenger RNA, 1989 nt
Organism: Penaeus vannamei (Pacific white shrimp)
Lineage: Eukaryota; Metazoa; Arthropoda; Malacostraca; Decapoda; Penaeidae
Source: RefSeq, a predicted model, not a curated record